GGUGGGCUGAUCGUGCACGCUGUGGAAGAAAAUGAAGUUCAUCCUGACAACGUUGCUUAUUGCCUCAACUGUUGGUGCAUUGAAGAACCUGGUUGAUCUCUCAGCGGCGAGGUCCAAUAGACUGCAUCAUUUGCUUAAAGGUAAAUUUCAUUUAUGUUCAUGUUUUCACUUAAACAUAAUUGUUUGAUUUGUUGAUAAGUUAACCAAAGAUACAUCUCUCUCUUCCCUUAUUUAUGAGCUACGAGUCGAUAUCAUUUUGUCAAAACUUUUUUUUUCGGUAGAUAUUAACUUAUAGAUAUUUUUUUUUCUGCCCAAUCAGUCGUAUUUAUUUUAACUAUCUCAUCGUACUUAACUUUCUCGUCAAUCAGCAUAUUGCAAUGGACUGUUAAUGCUUUUUUCCCAUUCAUUACAUAUGCCAGAAAACUUUGCGCACAAAGUGCCUCACAUACCAGCGCGAUAAAAAAAAAUUAAAAAAAAAAAUUAAAAAAUCGGUUCAUUUCGGUUCACUUGUCCUAUUGACAAAAUUAAUUUAAAAAUUCCUUCUACCGUGCGACUCUGUGAAAAAAAACCAGCUUUAUUGUAUCUCAAGUUACAAAACAUAUUUUGCAAUAGGCUUUCCAAGCCAAAUCUACCUUGAGGCCGACAUUUUUUCCGCUUCAGACAAAAGCCUCCUUGUGUUGCCUGGCAACAGUGUCAAGUGUUUUCAGAUUAAGGGCCCUUUAGAAUACGAAAUAACGAGCUUAAGGUUGCAAACAUUCUUUCCACGUUUAGGACAGUGCGUCUGAUUUUCUUCGACAAUGGACAGUCUGAGUUUUUGACAAACAAGGUUCUUUUAGGUUAUCAAGGCUUUUUGGAUGAACGAGUUUCUGUUGAGCGGGAUUCUUUGAGGCUGACAAAUUUUCCGCAUUCAGGGAAACCCUUUGUUUCGCUCGUACAAUAGACAUUCUGACACUAAGAUCGACUGUUCUUAAAAUUGAUCAGGUUUAUAAAUAGAUCUGGAGACAAAUGGUAACUAGUAAUCAAUUGCGAAUGUAAAACUUCAGCAAAUCGUUGUUAAGGUGGAUCAAAAUUAUUUAAUUAUUUUUAAACAUCAUUUCUUGAUUGAUCCUGCGCGAAUCUUUCACCGUUUUUAGUUUGUUAAAAAUUUUCUUCAAAUCAUUACUCGACAAAUUGUAUCAAUUUUUCAUUUAAGAUUAACACGGCACAAUAUUACACCAAUUAUUUUAUCUUUAGGGACCGUAAAUCAAAAACAGUUUACAUGAUCCCAUAUGAUGGUAAAAACUGACUGCAAUUGGUAGUACUCUAUGCUAGUAGCUCAUGCAAUGAAAAAAAAGCUAAUGAGCUAAUUGUUUCGACUGCGGCCAUAGUUAUUUGGUAUCGCGUACCCGAGACAACCCACCCCCUCGAGACUACUUUAUGGAGCGUUUAUCUGAAGUUGUGAGUUGUAACAGCUGUCCCCUCAUCAGUCUCUUCCCUCGCCUAAAACACAUGGUCUCGGGCUGUCGGGCAGGCAAGCCGAAGUGUGUACGCGAGAAAACGAUGUCUCGCCAAGGCGAGACAACACUCCCUAUCGAGUUGUCCCACCCCCGAGACAAGUUCGCCGGUUUCAGGUAAACGGUUGGUUGAAUUUUCCAAAGAAAUCAAUCAAAAGUUAGCUCGGCUAGGGAAACUGGGGGGAAGGGUUGUCUUGAACACUUGAGACCAUAUAAAUGGGCCUUGAAUCUUUAACUGCCUUUGGUUCAUAAAUUGAUAAUCAUGAUCAUGGUAAGCCCUGUUAAACGCGUCCCUAAACUCGACUUGCUCUCCAUCACUUAGAUUUCCUCAUAAUGUUUUGUUCAUCCCAGAUGGGCCCAUUAAUGCCAAGAAACUCAUGGAAAAGCCUUCUCUAACCGAGACAACAGCUCACCUUGCUCGUCUGUUGAAGAAAGGAGAACAAAUGAAUGACCAUCACGAGGUGGGGGAGGAGGAAUUUGGAUCGAGAUCUGGAUCAGGAUCGGGGCCGGGACCGGACCCCGAAAAAACUGCAGUGGUUGCAUUGGCCCAUGUGGUAAGAAAUUCACUUUUAACAUUUGACGGAGUCUUUGAUGAAUAAUUUUUGAUUCGAACACAUACAGUUUGCAUAACUGCGAAUAUAUGUAAAACAUAUUUGUGAAGAAACUGCGAAGAUCGCCUUCAUAUUAAUUACAUACAGCUAUGUCUGGGACUCACAUGAAAAUUAGGAUAAAUACAAAAUAUUGUUAAAUCGAAAGUUUUAGUUUUAAAAUUUAAAUUUAGUUUUAUAAACUUUGGGGACCAAUAAUAGCUCCCUUUUUUGAACUGCAGAUACAAAAAAUCAGGCGAGCUUUGAAAACAUUGAAGGACGCUAAGGACAAACAGGAUAAGGGUAAUUAACAACAUCUUAAUUUGCGACCGUCAGCAGCUCUGUACCGAUAGUUAGAUCAAUCUUCUUUUUUUCCCACGUGUUCUAUUUUUUUUGUAGAUGAGAUAUGUUUUUCAUUCAGGUCAGGUUUAAGGUUGAAUCCCAAUUCAGAUGGAAGCAUGGGGAUAUAAGGCAUUCUAUCAAAGCUGAAGGAUUUGAAUUUAUCAGAAGAGCAGCUUGAAAUAUUUGUGAAUGUCGGGGGUUGUGUCAUAUUUUGUAUUUUUGCAUUUGAAUGAUUUUUUUUUUGGUUUAUUUUGCUUUGCUUUGUGUUUUUGUUUUGCUUUGUUAGUUCGUGUUUAAUUUGUAGAUGGGCUUAAAAAUUUCAAAUACACUGCACGAGGAUUUUUCAGCUAUUAAAUUUGUAUUCUUUAUCAUACUUCAGUUCGUCUUCAAUAAUAGGCUCUUAUGCUUUUAAUUUUCAGCUGAUGCUGAAGCUUUCCUAAACGUGUUGAAGCACGGAAACGUUACUGAGGUCAAGGAGAUUUUGGGCCAACAUGCGAUGGAACGGCACAUCAGAUGCCAAUAUGUCAAAAAGCUUUUUGCUAAUUACAUUCACAAGACAGGUGAAAUACUAAAUGUCCUUUUUCCUUUUUAAAAACCCACUUUUGUUUUUAUAACUCCCUCAAAUUUGUAGAGAUAGAAAUUUAAAACACUCAUUCAAUAGACUAUGGAAGCAUUUUUAUUUUUGAAAAUAAAGGGUAAAACUUAAGUGUUCUUUUCCGAACUUUAUAUAAUUCUGCGAAUACUAUUCGAGAUGACAAACUUCUAAAUAAUUUGAUUUAUCCCUACUCAUGUUACGAGUGGAAGAAUUAAUUCUGUAUCAACUUACAGACUGAAUUUCUUUUCUUGUGUAGAGUUAAUUAAGUUGUUGGCUAAUGACAACUUAAAUUUCGAAGAGAGAAUGGGCCAGGUUCUCAAAGAUUCGGAACUCAACGAACAAGCAGGUGAGAAUGUUGAAUGUGCAAAUAUCUGUCGCGUGUAUUUACUUAUUCUAUACAAACAAGGUAUUUGUUAUAAUUAUUAACUCUUUUAUCAUCUCUAAUAUCAUAAUUAUUGGAUAGAGGGCUUGUGCAUUUAACGGUGGGGCAUAGCAGCUAAUUGUUUUGUGGCCGAUGGUGUUACGCAUGACAAAGUUAAGUAUUUAGACGUUGCUGCUUGUGUUCCUCAGUGCAACAUGGUCACACUAAAACAAAGAGACUCUGAGAGCAGAUCACAGCUUUUUUUUCUGUGCGUGUGUGUGUGUGUCAGAGGAGUAGGCUUGAUGUUUCUUAAAAUAACGGCCGGCCAUGGAUUUCAUUUCUUUGGGGUGUUCAACAUAUGAAUCCAUUCGGUAUUUUUUCCUCAACUUAGACGUUUUUGAAGCAUUUGUCCACAUGGCUUUUGAACACGAUCUCUUGGAGCAUCCUGGUGUAAAGGCUGUAAUGGAAAUUGGUGGGAUGCUGGCUGAGACAUACUGUGACACUAACAUGGAUGGUGAAUAUGAAAAAUUUCUUACCCUCUCUAAACUAAAACCUUCCCUCCCUAAUAAAGCACCCACUUCAUUUAUAAACCUCUUCAUUGACCCUUUGCCUCUAAAGAGUGACUAGCAUCUAAUUUCUCCCCACAAUGCCACCCCCUGAAUCAAACAUGAUCACCAACUAUAAAGUACCUCUUCAUUGUUAAACAAAUUCUCCUUUUCAGCUCCACAGGAAAUGUAUAGAGAACAGUAUGGAGAAUAUGCAUACUGAUGUUAGGGUGUAAAGGGUUAAGAAGCUUGAUGUUUUUUUGUUGUUGUUGUUAUCAAAGUAUGGAAAAUAUCUAUCGAGGUAAUCUUUGUCAGUUCUCCUAGUUUGUUAACCUCUUUUGCUAUUCCUAGUUUCCUUAGAAAGUCUCUUUCUCUGGCUUGCCUGCCUUUUGCAUUUUAACCUUUUUCGUAUAUCUGUAUAAACCACAGGUUAGAAAACUUUUCAAGCAAUCUCUAGAAAUAUAUUUUUUCUGUCGUCAUUGCAAUUGUAUUUUUGUUUUGAUAUUCGGCAUUUGUUGUUUUUAAGGUUUGGCUAACUUGAUAAUCCAUUACGUUGACCAAUCUGAUCCUCGUGGCAAAUUUGAUGUCUCCAAGAAAAUAAAUCCAUAUGUUUAUGCAGUGAACAGUGGACAGUGUAUGAAGAGAGGUAAGUCAGGUAACGACAUUGUAAAAUUUUAACCAGGAAUACACCCAACAGCACAAUCAAUCAAAGCAGUGCUUAGGGUUUUUAAAGGAAGCUUCAUUUUACGAUCAUUGACGUAUUGGGCUUUUUCUUUCGGUUUCAUUGUUCGUCUGUGUUCUGUUCCUUUUUCUUUAUUUUUUCUACCACGAUCACAAUUAUGACCAUCAUUGUCAAAAUCCGUGUCGUUACUAACGAAAAGAGAAAUUUUUGUCGCGUCAGUGGGAGAGAGGAAGGAAGGGUUGCCUCACACUAACUGCCUAUAAAAAAUAUUAAAUUACGGACAUGAACCAUGUGAACAUGUUCUGUUUCAUAGACUGUUAUGGCAUUCUUUGAUACCCUACAAUCCGUAGUAAUCCCAUUUCCACCUUUCUUUUUUAUCAUUUUUCUCAUUAUUUCGAUUUCAAGGUCUGUUCAGAGGAGCUGGACCAAAAAGAAAAAGAAGCCUCAAGGAAAAAGCACUAGACCUAGUGUUUGAGAAUCACAACAACAACGACUGCGGUGAAGGUGCGUACGAGCUUUUGAGGUAAAACUUUUCCUCACUUUCGCAAGCCUCGUGUUUUUAGCAUUUUUGCUUAGUUUUUUCUUCCAUGCAUGAAGUCUAAGACGAAAGUUAGGACUAUUUCACCAUACAAUGACCACAGUGACAAUUAUUUCCUCGUAAUUUUCUACGAAAUUUCGUUAGUUUUUCUGUCUGAGGAGCAAAUUACGUCCAUUAAUAUUUCAGAGGAGCAAAAACGAAGUGAUGACGAAGUGAAAAAGUAUUUCUGUAGGUUUUAUAAUUGAACCGAACGAAAGAACUUCCCUGAUUUCAAUUUAAAACCUGUGAGAAGACUGCAAUGAAGAACGAGAGCCAAUAUUUUGGUUUACCUUUUUUUUCUUUGGGUGCGUUUUUCCGAUGAGUGUGAGAUCGGUUUUUUUUCCUUGUUUUGUGCUUUUGCUUCGUGGUCUGUUAAGCAAACAUAAUCCAUAUCUGCAUUGAAUUCAAUCUCCAUCAAAUAUGUAUCAAUCAGGGUUUACUUGCAUUUUAGUUUGAGUCAUCUGGAAAUGCAUUGCACCAACUGUUGCGGAGCUGAAGGUUUUAAUGAGAUUUAAUGAAAGAAUUAUUCUAUUCGCGCUUGUUGGAUACGAAACUGGUUAAAGCCAACUCGGCGCUACUCUCCUCGUUGGAUAUUUACCAUCUCAUACCCAACCCGCACUCACGGAAUAAUUAUUGGAUCUAUAUAACGCUGGCACAGUUUUGGAGUCAAAAGAAAAAAAGGGAAAAGAAUGCCAGCAUAUGAAACUGAUAUCGUACCCCUGAGGGGAGCCUGUCAGGUCAUUUUGUCUUUUCAGAUCCAAGCCCCACUUUGUUGUUUCCAAAGUUAUUUUUUUUACCAAUAUGGAAUGGUUUUUCUCUUUUUUAGUGAAACUCAUACGGUCAAUUGUACGACUCAUCCAUGAGGUAAGUACUCAUCCCAAUUUCUGUAUUGUUACAAAGUUUCUAUGGUGUAGGGAUGGCUGUUAGAAAAAUGAACUUAUCUCGUAUCAAUCACAUUACCCGUUAGGUGCUUCGCAACUCAUAUGCCGUAACCUUAUUCUAUACAGCUAUGGCUUCUCACUCGCUGAACUUAUUUGUGGAUAAAUUAAAAUUAGCUUCAAAAUGUUUAAUUUUGAUUGAGGAAAUCCACCAAGGGGCUUGUCUUUUGUCUUCCCCUCCCUCCUGAUUUUAGUAGUACUUUGGAUAUUUUUUAACUGUCCAAAAUUACCACCAAUAAUCUGCAUGUAGCUAGAUAAUUAUGUUCAGUGGUAGACAUGUAUUCUCACAUUUAAUUUUUAAUAAGUUAUGGUAAUGCUAGUCGUCUGGGAAGGUUUAUGAUCUGUACUUUAGUAAGACCUAAUCAUAUUUUGUUCCAUUUUUCAGGGUGUAAAGGUUCACAAAAAGUCUGCAGAGCUACAGUAUAUUACUCAGAUAUUUGAAGAUGGUAUGUACCUAACGCCAUGAACUGUCCGUCAAAGUCCCCCCCGCCCCACCCUUACACACACUUUCCUCUUUUCCAGUUGUGGACCCAUCUACAUGUACCCCAAACAAGACACCUGCUAACGUGUUCCCUCGAAUAUGCGCCUCUUCUUUUAUAAGCUUUGAAAGCCUUCUGAAGUUACAAAUCUUUAGUAUUUACGAGAGUCCAGCUGGACACAGCGAUUUAUGGUUUGUAACUUUCUGGUACUCGGUUGUCUCCAGAAGAAUUUUUUAAGAACAGAGAAUAAAACAAUAAAACAAUAAUAACUAAUAUGCUAAAAGAAAACGUGUUUAUUGACUUUUUCCUGGAACAAAAUCCCAAGUAAAGGAAUGAAAAAUCGAAAAAAGUUAAAAAAACUCCUUUGUUUAUGGAAGAAAUUAGUCAAAAGUGGACAAAAUCCAAGGUUCUUUCUUACUGUGGGUCAGUUCGUAGUAGAUAACAUGAGAGGGGCCAUCAUAAUCGGUACAGUUAUCGAGAAAUAUUUAAAGGAAGCGGCUCCUCCACAAGCAUCUACCUAAUCUUCCCAAGCUCCUCCGUAACGAAGUGUAAGUAAAGGAAUUUUAAAUCUUGCUAUGUUCAUGAAAACUGUAACCGUUCUCGAAGUAAUUUGGAAGGAAAUUGUAUUUACAGUACUUUAGUGAUCAAACUAUUGAUAGAUAAAGAAAUAAAGGUGUGAUGCGCUGGCAAAGCUGAAAGUCUUUGGCUUUAACUCUUAACAAACAAGACCCGUUUCGAAACGGUCGGCACAUGUGAAGCAACCUCGUGCAAAAAUUUUUGAUAGAUAAUAAAAUGUUGCUUUUUCUCUCUUGUAGAGCUGGUAUGGAGAGCCACAUUGACUUUUUUCCCCUCUGGAUAUGCAAAAACAAACAAACGAAACAAUAAAGAAAGAAAAAAAUGUAGAUUCAUUUGUUUCAUUUAAAAGGCUAUGGUCAUUUCCUCUUUAGGACAUGGAAUAACUUUAGCAAAAAAAAUCUCACUUACAAAGUUCUUUAAUUUGUCGUACCGUUUUUAUUCAACAAACUGGUUGCGCCUUACCGUAUUGUGCUACUCCCAUAGUAUUUUUGAUAUCUAAGUUCUCUUGUGUUAUAAUUUUCUCUUUGAAGCAAAUAAAAUCCGAGGGAGAAACUAUUGACUGUGUGUUUACUGUCGUGAAUGAAAUAACUGUGAACUUCACGAAGAUAUAGUACCUUUUUUUCAUUUCAAACCAUGGUAACUGAUAAUAAACUGAUAUUGACUCAGUAACCAAAAAAACGAGCAACAAAACUGAGUAAAUAGUUUUGAGGUCGACUAGUAACACCCCAAAAGUAAAUAAGAAAAAAAUAAAUAUAAGAAAAAUUAUUUUGAAUGAUAACUUGGUCCGUAGCAGAGUAUUUGAUACACGUAAACCCUCAAAAUCUAAGACUGAACGCAACAUAAACUACGAAGAAAUUCAAACGGCCCAACCCCCCUCUCCUCCUCCUCCUUACCCCUUCCCCCCUCCUUUUUUUUUUUUUUUUUUUUUUUUUGGAUGUCAGUCAGAUGUCAGCCAGAUAGCUUGUGCGCCCGAGUCCCAGCAUUAAAGCGUGAUAAAGUCACGCAUAACUAGCAAGGAUAACUGGGUCAAUAGCUUUAAUUACUUAAAGCGAUGGCUUGGACUCUUAAAUAGUUCACUUAGUUAACUGAGAUGAAUGGGAGUCACUUCGCAAAUAGGAGGAGUUAGACCGAUAAGAGGCAGAACACCAGCGGUAAAGAUCACCUCUCUAUCUCUUAUUUCCGGCACAUAACUUCCGACAUUUUUUAGGAUUAGCGAUUGAUGGCAUCACGGUCAAUUAACUAAGGGCUAACUACACGAUAACAUUUUCCGCAAGCAGAAAUCUGUCGAUAGAGCUCUGUUUUCCAUUUCUGUCUUUUGAUGCGUCUAGUUCAUUAGUUGAGAAUGUCAAUCAUUCUGUUCUAUGAAUGAUUCGUGAACCCUGAGUCAAAGAGGAUAAAAAUACAAUGACUUAUAUUUACAGACAAGGUCUUAUUAAGAGUUUUGAGUUUUCUUCGCAAGUUAUAUUCCAUGGCAUUUUCACAUGCAGCUCAGCCCCCUGAUCUGAUGAUCAGUACCUGAAUUAAUCUUUAACAUUUUGUUUCUUAAUUCAAACACACUUUCAUAAAUGUCAGUAAAUAUUAUAAAUAUUGUGAAUAACCGAUGAUUCACGCAGACGUCUUGGUGACAUCUCUAACAAAGAUUUUGUUUUUACUAAAAAAAACAACAACAAUUCAUUGACCAUUUUCAAUUAAACUGAUUGGAAGCAAUUAAUUCAGUUUUUCCGCGUUGUCAUCAUUUUGUAUCAAUGCUUAAAAUAUUUAAUUCGCUUAUUGGUGUAAAUAUAUAAAAUUAUGAGGGAGGUUUUAAACUCUAUGGCAAAUGAAGCGAAUACCUAUUUACAGCUGUGAGGGUCUUAAGUGUACCUACCGAAGAUAUUUCAAAUCAGUACCCAAUUAAAAAAGUGAAAUUAUCAUGUCCGUUUCAUGAAUCUGCAAAAUUUCCUUUCAACUUGAAUCGGGUAAUUUUAGCUUUUUCCGCAAUGUAUUUUAUUUGUAUUCCCUCGGGGAUCAUUUACAAAUGAUUUAAAUGAUUUAAUACAAUGCCUAUAUUAAUAAAAACAAUGGUUAGAGAUCAACAUGUCUAUUGUUUGACCACAAGUUCAAGAUCAAAAUUCUCCCAAUACAGAGCAAUAACAUGGAAGUUAGUCGAGAGAAUUUAAGUGUUCAUCAUUCAGAAUCCUGUCCAGCUUACCACUUGACUAAAUAUAGAAACAGCGUUGGGAGAAAUUGAACAUCGAUGCAACGCUUUGUGAUGAAUGGAUGACUCCCACACAACAACGCGACACGAUAUCAUUAAUCUCAGUUGUCUACCAGGUCAGCCAUCCCGUGCAAAUCAUUUCUAAGUGAAGGACAGUGAGGCAAGAUGAAGUAUAUCCUUGUGACUUUGCUUUUCGUCUGUGCUGCUGAGGCAUUUCAGAGCCAGGUUCAUCUUCCUGAGAAUACGGUCCGCAACAAACUAACUGAGCUAGAUCGCUACCUGCAAGGUAAAUAUUUCCUUUAUGAAACUUCUUAUCAGUCAUCCAUUGAUCGUAACGUCUCGAACUAAUGGUAAUAGAAUGUUCCCAAGUCACUGUAGAGCGCCUGCUUUCUUAAUUCGGAAUAUCAUUGAAAAAAAUUUUGAAUUGUAGGAAAUGGGAUAAAAAAAAAAGAUGAGCUAAGACUUGAAAGGGGACAUAGAACCCGUAAAAAUCCCGACAUGGUAUUAGAUGUUCUAAAAGCUUUUAAAUCACGAAGAAUCACUCAGUCGUGAGUUCUGAGUUCUGGCCAAGAGAUGAAAUUAAACACACAUAAAAAACAGUUUGUAUAUUCUAGAAUACGGCUAAAGAGAAAUUCCUCUUUGCCAUCAUUGUGUGCAAUCUAUUGACAAAUCAUACAUGUUAUAAAUCAGUUCUCCUUUCCAAAACAAAAUGCACAAUGAGCAGCUGCAAAUGAUAAGAAACAUAUAUAUAUUUUUGGUGAAAUAGUUAUUCCAUAUGCAUUGAUCAAAACAUCAACACACUUACUCGUCAAUUAGCAUAGUUUUUUUCUGCAAUCCUAAGAGGACUAUAAGCCACCAACUAACCAUCAAAAUGAAAAUUGUUAAUUAAAAAGUUGGUCAUGCAAAGCUAAAACGAAUUGAAUGGACUGUAAUUAAAUUCUGUCUCGUGAUAUGCUAGUCACGUUGAAUUUUGCAUUUUUCCGCAUUUCGCGAAAGAUUGCCAAGUGUUGUCAUGGCAAUAUGACAAUAAAACUCGAAUAACAAAAAAAAGUAUUUUCCUUUUUCAUUAUUCUUGAUCUCUUCUCGUUCCUUGCUUAGUUUGGUAGCAGGACUAACUUAAAUUUGUCUCAAUGCAAACCACAUACUAGUAAACACUCGCAACCCAGAUUCGUACAUGUACUUUGUAUUAAUUUGCACCACUCUUUGCAGUGAUCAAAUCCGGGAUCGUAUAAGAGGUAAAAGCAAAAUGAAGACACUCCCAAUUGACUCAUAAUUAGCUGCGCUACAAAACAGCUUCGAAAACUUUAAGUUUACAGCAUCCUUGUUCCAGAUUUUAGAGCUUAACGUGGUCAUUAAACCACUUCGCUUUUCAACUAAGUUGUUUCAUAAUUAUUCACGAUAUACUUUCUAUGUUGCACAUCGCAGAAGGAUUCCUUAAGCAGAUUGAGUUCUUCAAUUACAAUGUGCUUUAGACUGUUAAUGUCAACAGUCUAUAUUCUACUUGGGUUUUUCUUUAUGUGCAGAUCAUAUGCUGUACCUCAGAAAAUAAAGGAACUGAAUCAACACUUUCCACACUGAUAAUCUUUCCGUUGCGCUCAAGUGUGGAAAUGAAUAAAGGAUUAGCUGACUGGCUUCGCUUUGCCAUGCUAUGUUACUGGUCCACAGUUAUCGUACCACCAUCUCAGCUAAUCAGUCUCAGACCCAGUCUUUUUCUCGAGCGGGCAAUAUAUAUUAAUUCUCAAUGACUCAUUGGUUGCUUGUGUUAGUUUCCAUGGCUUUAAUUUGAUUGUUCAAAUACACAAUUAAAAAAAAUGUCAAUCACUGUUUUUCGCAGAUGGACCGGUGGAUGUCAAUAAACUCAGACAUCCCUUGAUGACUGAGACCACGGCUCGCUUUGCUCAUCUCUUAAAAACAGGUGAUCAGAUGAAUGAUCAUCAUGAACAUGAACAGGAUGAGGGGGUGAUGUCUGUGGAGGAGGCGGUGGCAGAAUUGGCUGAUUCGGUAAGUGUUUUAUUGAUGGCCUUUGCCUUAUCUUUUUUAUUAUCAUCAUUUUCAUUUUAGAAAAUUGUUUUGAUAACUUUGAGUUCAUUUGCUCUUUUGAAAGAGUGCUCUACUUUUGCCGGCCUUGAUCAAAGCAAAGUUCUUAUACCUGAAAAGAUCAUUUUGAUACUUAACAACUAUUCACUGAAGUGGAGGCGGCUAUUAGUGGAUAUUUACCAGGCAGCGAAACGGUGAGGUUAAUAUCCACCGCGAGACACCGACACUGAGGUGAAUAGUUGUUUUAUUAUAUACUAAAAAAGUGAGAUAAUACGGCACAAAAAGAUGAUCUUUAACUCAUUUAUUUCAGCAACGACUUCAUGUUUUUGGGCGCAAAUCCUGGGUGAAUUUCUCGGAGGUGAAUAGCAAAGACUAUUCGGAGUUGGGUACUCAAAAAGAGCGCACCUUCAACGCUAUGCUCUGUUUUAGAAUAUUUUAUAAAUAUUAUGCUCUGAAUGAAAGAAUCCAAUGAUUCCCUAUGCUUUUCGAGAUUAUUAUGCAUGUAUAUAAUCGAGCCUGAUCUGCUCGAGUCUAGUUGCAUUAUCUAUGAUAAUUCUAACAGAAAUAUAUUUCCCUAGUUGAAUGAGAUCGUACCGGCUUUGGAGACGCUAAAGGAAGCUAAAGACAGUAGGAAUCAACGUAAUCAUACAUACUCUUCUACUUUCAUUUUGUUCUCAUUUUGAUAAAAUAACUUUUGUCGCGUAUCUUUAAGUUGUCUCCAAGUUUCAAGCUUUACCGGUUUUUUCCUGUCGAGUUCGAAGACGAUAUUUCAUCGCCCAUUGACCAACGACCAUUUUUUUUCCAUUUUUGUCUCUUAGGAGUAGAGAUAAGAUAUUACAAGAUCAUUAUUAAUUCUUGGACCUACGAGGGAACAAAGAAGAAACCCUCGCUUGAAGUUUUUAUCAGAAUUAAAUCCGGGAGAAUUAAAUUGGAAGUUCAUGCAGACAGUUCAUUCACAUAUUAGACCUUAACGCUAAAUUAUUGUCGACACUGACACAUAGAUCUGGUCUAGCAUUUCCCAAGGCACAAACCAAUUAAAAAUGUUAGAGCUUAUUAAAAAUGUAUACGACAUCUUAUCAGGAAACAAAAAAACAAGCAAAAGAGAAAAGAAUAAACAACAGCAACUUAGAACAAAACAAAAAUUAAAAUUCGCCAUUGAACUUUAUGGGUAUCCUGCAGCAUCUAACAGGAUACGCCUCCCCAUCGAUAGGACUUAGUAAAAGUGUCAGUUAGUGUGUAAAUAAAGGUUUAAAAAUGACAGUUUGUUUCGUUUUAAAUUUCAGAAAAAGCUCAGGAAAUGAUACAUGCUCUACAAUUCGAACCCUCAAAUGAAGCGGUAAAGACAUUACUGGGACGCCAUGUUGUUGACGACCACGAAAAAUGUGAAAAAAUCAAAGAGGAGUUCGUCUCGUUUCUGCGUUCUAAAGGUUGAUAUUCAUAAGUUAUUCGUAAUACGAGAUCAAUUACAGGCAAUCUCAAUUCCGUGGAUAGAGCAGCAAUUGAGUGUCGCAAAACCCAAAACCAAAGUAAAAGCAAUAGCCAAUCAGAACAGAGCAAAAUAUCACAAGGAGCCAAUGCUACGCGAGUAACAGAGUCGCGAUUGGUUUUAAUUUGAAUCUGAUCAGAUAAAAUGGUGGUACAAAUUUUCUGGAGCAAUCAUUGAGCAAAGUUAAUUAAAAUUAAAGCUAACCGGAAUUUAGGAUUAUUUGCGAAGCUCAAUUGCUUUAAAUUUGAGGGGUUCAUAAUUACGUUAUCACCUCUUUCCAAUUUUUAAUUUAAUUUGUAGUUCUUUAUUUGAUAGAAAGUUUCAUUUCCCUUAGUUAAAAUUGUACUUUAUCUUUGUAUGCUAAUUAAUUAUCUAGACUCUUUAUCUUGAUUACGAACCUGGUAUCAAGAGCAGAUCAUGAUGGUCGAUACAGGGUGUCACGUCGUUUCACAGGAAAGGAGGGGAGGGGAGGGUAAGGACUGGAAUAGACGGACCUUGAGUCUGGGUAAAGAUUUAAACGUUGCGUUUUAUUUUUCACAGCAUUACUCCAAAAAUUAAAAGUUGACGAGUUAGACUUUGGGGAAGAAACUGGUGAGGCUCUCGAAGAAGCUGACCUCGGUAAGAAAUCCAACUGAAACGUAAAUGCUUUCAAACUCUUGAAAUUCAAGGCUUUUUCUUUUUAAUUGGAGCGGCCUAACCGAGAGCUUUGUUAAGGGACUCUAUGUAAACUUGCAGAAAAACAAAAAGUCACUUCUGCGUCAUAGCAAAUAAGACUAUCUCAAACAAUAACUAGAGCAGUACUGUCAAUUUUUGCUCUUCGUUAUUCUCAGCUGGUCAACCGUAACACUGAUUGUGCCUUUUAUUGCGAGUUAAACGAGGAACUUUCGUUCAUGAAAAUUCUGUUAUUUCUGAUUGCAAUACAUGUGAGUAUCUACGAUCGUGAUUUGUAUAUGUCAUUACGUUUAUUUAAGACGCUCAUGGGGCACUUUCCCACUUCAAUCACUUUGAAGUGAAGGGUAAAAUGGGACGAUUGCUGGUUGAUUCAGCAUGUGACAAGAACGUGGAUGGUAAGUAUUACAAUCUGCAAUAGCUGUGUAACUUUUAGUCUUCAAUAUUAAUAAAUAACUAGGAGAUACUCUUCUAGUUCCAGACUUUUCCUUUGCACUCACUUCAACCUUAAUCAGAAUUUCAUAAAAAGAAAAACAGGCCAUUCAUGUGAUCAAUGAGGAUACCUAUUUUCAUCAGUUGAUUAUUUGAUCAGAAUAGUACGUAAGCUUUCUAGUUUGUACUCUUCAAGAAAUAAAAUAGCAUCCCUGAGGAGACGUAUAAUUUUAACGCCAUCAGGUAGUUAUAAUAAGCUGCUUUCAUUGACUUUGGGUGGCUAACACUUUAUAAUGAUAUGUUGUGCAAUCUAUGGGAUUUUUCUAAAUCAUUGUGUAAUUUCAAGGAGUGUAAAAUUACUCUGCCGUGGAAGGCACCUUAUCAUUAUGAGAUAAAAUACGUAAAGUUUUGACUACUAAAUUUAUUAAAACUGUAUUUCUUGUUAUUUAUCUACUUUUAUUCAAAAUUUCGUUCAGGUCUGAUUGAAAAGAUUGGCGAGAUUAUCGAGAAACAGGAUCCAAAUGGAACGUUUGAUCUUUCAAACAGAAUAGAGCCGUAUACUGAUGCAACCCUUGUUGCUCUUUGUGAAAGAGGUAGGUUAAGUAAUUUAUCAGGAGCCAGAUACUCCUAUCUGCAAUUAAUUUUUCACCACAUCAUUAAAUGAAUCGACCUUUCGAAAAUCUUUGAAUGAUAAGCGCCUCUGAUACUCCUCUUACAAGCACCUCUUCUAUUACAUAAUGUGAAUAAUUAUGUCUAUCUAUUGCUUUCGUUCUACAACCGUUUGCUUGAGCAUUUUAAGACUACAUCUGCCAACAAGUUGGUGUGUAGAAGUGAACAUCAUCCAGCUCUUUUCAUCAGGAACAGCAUUCUACUCUUAAAAGAUCUACAAUCGGCGACGAAAUUAUUGACUUCGACUAUUUCAGCCCCAUAUUACCUCCAUUUUGUCUCUUUUGUUCUUGUUAAUUAAGUCAACCUACUCGCCCCCCUUCCCGCUAAAUAAAUUUUAUAUGGUGAUUCAUGAUCUUUUAGCUACAUACAAUGAAAUGUGGAAAGGUGUCUUGUCAAUGAAUCAGAGUGUGGUAAAGACAUGCGUGUUAUUCUCCAAAUAAGACUCCCAAAAAUUGAUGUGUCAAGUAAAUCUGACGCUGAUUGUGGAUGUGUCCCUUCUUUAUAAACCAAACAACGCCUACACACCUGGACCAUGUUCAUCAAGCAACCUUCCAAUAAAGUAUCCUGAUUGGAACAACCUUUGGAUAAUCUAACCUUUACAGGGAACAUAUUUGAAACAUAUAGAACCUUUGGGCAAGAUAAAGGAAUAUCAGCGGUGUUCGAGUCUUGAAAAUUUGUAAAAUACAAGCAUUUCAUGCACUUUUCCUUCCCUAUCACAAUUCUGUAAACCUAAUCCGUAUCAGGUCGAUAGCACUAAGAUCUCUCUUUUCAGAUGACUUAUCGUAUUUUCAACGUUUUCAGUUCCAUGGAAAGAUCUUCUUACCAAACGUGCCAUACAGGAGUCUGCACCAUCUGAAGCUGGUGACGUCGGAAAAAGAAUUAUUGAUAUAGUGUUUGAGAAUCCCCACGCAGGGAACUGCAUCGAAGGUGUGUAUUUCCAUCCAAACCAUACGACCUCAUUGGUGACCAAGACAUAAUUUCUCCUCACAAUAUCAACACAAUUUCAAGCAAACAAGUGAUGAGAAUAGAGAUAAAUAUCCAUUUAGAGAUUAUUAACUGAUCCAAUGCUAACUAACAUCGUAAGAAUUGUAUCACGGACUGUGAGGAAAAUUACUUAUAAAAUCUUGGAAGUGAAAAAGUUAAUUCUUCCUGGCAAGGAGAGUUUUGAAUUUGUACACGUACUUCGAUCAGAGGGAUGUCUACAUGUGAUGUACGCCACCGUUAUACUGAUAUGAUCAUAAAAGAAUAAUUUCUGAAUUUCAUUUGUUUCAGUGAAAAUCUACAAGAAGGCUGUGGACGUGAUUAAAGGAGUAAGUAGUCUUAUCGUCAUUGUAUCCAUUUAGUAAGGGCAAUAAUUACAGAUGUGAAUUUGGGAAGUAUUUACCAAUAUCCCUAUUCAUGAUUUUAUGACUAAUGAAUUAUUGGGAUAAAAAAGGUGCUACUUGCUUCUAUAUCAACACGAGGAACCCUCCUCAUCAUGGUUCUAAAAGCAAAGAAAAAGGAAGUUUAAGUUUUUUCGAAAUAUCAGCUCAGAGUCCGGUUUCAUCGGAAUCGCAAUAGCCGUAUAAACUGUAUAAUUGUUUAGCCCUCUAAUUACCAGAUUUUAAAGAGUUUCCGUGGCAAGAAGCAGAUAUGAAUCGGAUAUCACGACUUCUCUGUGUAGAAUGCUACUUUAAAUUUAAGGUUUGCAAUGAUAGAGUACAGCAUUAGGCAUACUGCGGAAAAUUUCUGUUGUUGAGGCACAGGAAGACCACACUAAGGGAGACUCCCAUUUCUCUCUUAAAGGCCUCCGGCUAAAAGUAAAUUCGUAAAAAGACACUUCAAACGGCCCGUGAGGGCGAAAAAAUAACACAGAUGCAUCGAUUAACAUUUCAUUUAACUUUAUUGAGAUAUUCAGACCGAGAAGUAAUUUAUAUAUGCAAACUUCAGAGUUUUAUUCAUAUAUAACCCUCAUAGAUUUUGUUCGUCUCAUGUCAACAAUUAAUAACCACGAACAUUUUAUAACUUCCAACAAUGGACUAAACACUCCAAACACUCCAGCAUUGUGUUAACGCGCUUUAUUUAAGAAGCGAUGUUGUAGUUGCGGUUCGUUCAAAGCGGUUAAAACUAAAAUACAAGCAAAGAAAAGGACGUUACAAAGUGAACUAAACGCAACGGAAAGAUGGACCAAAGCGACACAUUUGUUAGGAGCUGGGGAAAAACUGCACUGGAUGCCGUAGGGCGAAAAAUGACCACUUGGAAAUAGCAAGCGAAAAACCUGACCCGAAAAGGCUUACACGACCUUUAGAUACUAACGAAUAUAUUACAAUAAAUUACUCGACUAACACGCUAGAAUACAUUCCGCACGCACGACGAACUAACAUACAAAAAUCCCAAAGAGCAAAAACAAAAGACACUAAUAAACGGGUGUUUAGGUAUUUACAUAUUUAGUGUGGUCUGCCUGUGGUAGAGGCAAAGGAAGCAGUUUCUUUUUGAAAUGAGUAAAGGACCGGUCAGUAUUUAUCAUUUGGGUUUCUGUUGGGAGUGGGGGGGUUUAGGGGGAUAAAUUUUAAUGAGGGGACGGUUGUGCUAUCAAGAUAAAUUUUUAAUCCUGAUCCCUCCCAUUAUUCUUGUAAAAAUAUUUCUAGUCCCAAAGAAAACAGUCCUAAUAACAGUUAAUACAUUUUCUUCUGGUCAUGAUUGAUCCUCCCGAUUUGCCCCCUUAUAUCCCUUGAAAACCAUGUGGUCACCGAAAGAGUCCUCCAUCCCCCCCAACCCUUCCCCCCCUCCCCACUCGGGGAUAAAUAAUGACUGGUUCCCAACAACCACUUCUGUGCUUCAAAAGCUAACUACGUCGCUGCAUGCCACAAAUGAAACAUUUUUUAUUCUUUUCAGUCUAUCACCCUUCAACACAGCUGGGCAGAAAACCUCAGCGCCCUGAAAGAAGCACAAGAAGGUAAAUUUGAUUAUGAUUACAAGAUAAUCAAAAGUGCUAACCAAUUUUUGCUAACAAGGUUUCUUUCAACUUGAAAGAGAAAAAUGAACAUAUCUCGAUUUGGUUAUUAAACAAAAUCGCAAAGCAUAAAUUAAAGCGCUUCUGGAUUGAGUGACAUAAAAUCAAAACCAAAGCAAUCAAAGUGACCAAUCAGAAUGAAGGAAAAUACCAUUAAGAGCCAAUGAGAACUCAAGUAAGUCCGACUAAACUGUCUGAAGCGCGGGAAAGCACGUGCGAUCAAGUCGUUAAUGGUUUUUAUCUAUGCAUCUGAUUGGUUAGGGGAGUGGCACGAGUUUUGUUAGACCAAUGAAAAGGCGAAGUAAAUACAAAGAAAUCCCAGAUCACUUUCUACCAUCAGUUAAACAUCGCUCCAAUAAACCAAUAAUGAAUAAGGAUCGAAAAGAUCGAUUAAAACAGAUUGCAAAUGAAAAACGUGAAAGAGUUUCUGCUAACCGAAACUUUUGAAGAUGCAUCAACCUUGACUUAGGUCUCUCAGAGGAUGCUUAUGAUCGCAUUGCAGUAAUAUUUCAAACCUGAGUAUUUUUUACUAAAAUUCUGAUUGAAGUGAUCUAUCGCAUAUAAAUUUUGGCUAUUUCAGGAAGUCAUGGGGCCUAGUAACCCUAGUGGCUAUUUAGAUUUGUGUGGACUGUGCUCCCGUACGUUGCAAAAAAAAAUUGUGGUUUCUUUUAAUAAAAAUUGUCGUGGUGCUAAGAGGGAAAAACCCCAAAGGUGACUAUUGAAUUUGUUAUUAGGGCUCGAGUGAAAGUAACUUUUCCUUAUCUUUCUUAUUUUAGCACUGAUCACGGAUGUUGCGUCCCUCAUGCAAAAUGGACUCGUGGCUCAAGCCCGCAGAGCUGUGGGCAAUUACAUAGUCAGCAUCGUGAGAGGAACCUUGGUAGUCAGUCACGUUAUCGAAAAAAAUGGCCUUGAGAAUACUUCUAAGGAGCCUGAAAAGGGGCCUGAAAAGGAACCUGAAAAGGAGCCUAAAAUUAAGGGGCCAAAAAGCGCCAAAAGCGGGGCCAAAAAGGGGCCCAAAAAGGGGGCCAAAAGGGGGGCCAAAAGGGGAGCCGAAAGAAGGACCGAAAGGAGGACCGAAAGGAAGGGGACGUAAGCGUACUUUCUUGCAGCACUUUUAAUUUUGUCCCUGGGUAUGUGUGCGCUUUUUCUUAUUCUUUAUGAAAUAUAAAGGGUUAUGAAUAAAGCUCUUCGUAUGUUAUUUUUAUGUUUUGGUUUACUGAGUUGCGUAAUGUAGCUAAUAAGCUUUACACGAGUAUACAUCAAU
This is a messenger RNA of Pocillopora meandrina, 18921 nucleotides long. Lineage: Eukaryota; Metazoa; Cnidaria; Anthozoa; Scleractinia; Pocilloporidae. The record is from the annotation of a GenBank genome assembly.